AUGGAUAAAAUCGAAAUGAGUUUGGAUGAAAUCAUCAAGACGCAGAAAACACAUAAAGGUAAAAAUCCUCGCAAAGAUGUUGAAAAGUCAACUGGUACCAAUGGGACGUCAAAAAAACGCAAACAAAAUGGCACCAACAAAAAACCACAAAAAGGUAAUCGGAACAGUCUCGACAAACCAUCGCAGAAACGUACUGCGAACCUACAAGGACAACGAAACAGUGGUGUUGGAAAGAAGUUCCGAAAGAACACCGCACCGCCAAGGGAUGGCGGAGGUGUCCAGAAAGGGGGCAAUCGAGGAGGAAUCCAACGUCCGAAGAAAGCACGCUAUAAUGUAAAUGCUCCGAAACUCGAACUGUUUACCGCCGGUUACAAAAAUGCGACCGAAGGUAGCACCAAAAUGGUGGUGUCAAAUCUGGACCAAGGUGUGUCGGACUCGGAUAUGAUCGAACUCUUCUCGGAAUGUGGACCCCUCGAGGGCGCCACGGUUCACUACGAUCGGAACGGAGUGUCUUUGGGGACGGCUGACGUGAUAUUCGGGCGACGGGUCGACGCAGUGAAAGCGAUGAAACAGUUCAACGGGAUCCGUCUCGAUGGUCGACCGAUGAAUAUACAGCUAGCAGGUCCGGUGGUCACACCAACGAGGACGGUGAAUGCAGCAUUAUCGCAUGUAGAGCGACCACGGGAGAGACUGCCACAACGUCGUGGGCAUGAUUCUAACAUGCGGGCGGUAUCGCCGAAGGUGCGGAGCCAGCAAACACACCGAGAUUUUCGGGAUCGAAGUUUUGACAGGACGAGAGCCAACGGCCAGAAUCGUCGCGAGCAUCAAAGACCAGGGGCUAAUCAAAAUCGUCGUGUGAGUGGUGGAAACAGCGGUCGUCGACGCUGA
Messenger RNA from Toxorhynchites rutilus septentrionalis, 888 nucleotides. Its product is annotated as THO complex subunit 4-like. Gene Ontology annotation, cellular component: nucleus. Gene Ontology annotation, molecular function: mRNA binding. The record is from RefSeq and is a predicted model, not a curated record. The coding region runs from base 1 to 888 and encodes 295 amino acids. Gene Ontology annotation, biological process: mRNA export from nucleus. NCBI's taxonomy places the organism in Eukaryota, Metazoa, Arthropoda, Insecta, Diptera, Culicidae. The transcript has a single exon.